Messenger RNA from Odocoileus virginianus texanus, 2369 nucleotides. NCBI's taxonomy places the organism in Eukaryota, Metazoa, Chordata, Mammalia, Artiodactyla, Cervidae. The record is from RefSeq and is a predicted model, not a curated record.
ACGACUGAGUGAAUAAGCAGAAAAGGUGAGGGUCUGGGACCUUGCUGGUGGCCCACUAUCUAAGACUCCACAUUCCCAAUGCAGGGGGCAUGGGCUCCAUCCAUCCCUGGUCAGACUAGACCCCAUAUGUGGCAGCUAAGACACAGCUCAGCUAAAUAAAGGGGAAGGAAAGAAAGAAGGAAGGAAGGAAGGAAGGAAGGAAAGAAAUGAGCGUUUGCAGUAAAAAUAGCCCUGGAGGCAGUUGACACCGUGGAGACGUGCAGGAAACAGGCGGUGGGUGAGGCGAUGAUGGUCAGAGACCUAGCAGGGAACCUCGGCACACACCCGCUGAAAGUACACGUGGGCAGGGCUGACACCUCUCCAAACGCUGGGACGGUGCAUGAGGUUCAGCCACAGAAAGCUUCCGUGGAAAAGGAUGGCCGUGGGCGUGCGGACCACAUGGAUAAAGAGCCCCGCUGCUCGUGGACAGAAUCUGUUGAAACAGAGAAAGCACAGCCGUUGCGCACCCUCCCCCGCCCCGAGCACGUCCUGUUCCUCUCCACCCACCAAGGAAGAGGCGUCCAGUUUGCACGCACGCUGUGGUUUCCCGAAGCCCUGUCCUUCCCUGCCUCAGCCUGUCCUAAAGAGGAAGACUUCUGGCUCGCCGCUGAGACCUGGGGCAGAAAGGAGGCUACCCCAGAUACAGAGACGAAUUUGUCUCCAAAGGGUGUCAGCAGCCGCCUCCCAAAAGGAGCCCAAAUGCUGAGGGUCCUUGCGCCCCAUGUUGAGGGUGGCCUCCUGGCUGCUAUCACCUCCUCCUGCAAAGCUGUUUCAUUGUCAGGCAGGUCGCCUGCAGCUUCCCUCCUGAUCACCUCUGUGCAACCAGCAAGGGCGUGCCCAUCUCUUUAUGUUCGUAAAGUCGUGAAGAUAUCAGGAAAGAAAAAAAAAUCUACUCAAAUGCACCAAACCCAGCCCUGUAAUCACCAAACAUAAAAAGAACCUCCGUCAGAAUAUUCUAGAACUUCUUACAGACUUUUUUUUUCCUUGCUGCCCUGGUGAAAGAAGCAGUUUUUUCAAAGGAGAGGUUUAGGUCCAGCUUCAGGUCUGAGGCAUGGUGGUCCUGUUGGAUUUUGUAAGCCUCCUGGUACUCCUGAACUCAUCUUGCUCCACGGCCCUGGCAGGAGACACGGAAUCUCCUAUUGUAAACGUGACGCUGGAUCCAAGAAAAAAAAUAUUAAGCUGGAACACCCGGGGAAUCGUGACUCGGCAAACAUGUGCGAUCGUCACGACUCUCGACCCCGACGACGUCAGCCCAAACCUACAGGUCAGAAACAACGAUUCCUACUUCUGCACAUUUCCCAACGCCGUCCUGCACCAGGGGGCCACGCUGACCGUGAACGCCACCUCUGAGGGCCAGGAGUUCUCGUGCCAGCUGACCUUUAAAAACCCAGGCAAGGAGGGCUCCGGAGCCCAGAACCUCUCGUGCGUCAUCUACAACAUCCGAUUCAUGAACUGCAGCUGGACGCGGGGCCCGGCCGCCCCUGCAGACGUGCGGUAUCAGCUCUACACAUGGACCUCUGUGCACGGAAACGUGUCCGAGUGCGGCCUCUACAUCCUGGACUCGGCCGGGACGCGCGUGGGCUGCCACUUCGACGAGCUCGGCGAAGGCCACACCACAGACGAUUACUUCUUCCUGGUGAACGGAACCAGCAGUGACACAGACAUCCAGUUUUUGGACUGUCCUCCCGUGAACGGCCCGAGGCUGGAAAAGUAUAACCCACCCGCGAACCUCACCGUCAAGGACAACGUGUCCCAUUACGUGAUUCGCUGGGAUGCCCCCGCCAUCAGAUACAGCCUGUCCAAUAGCGUCUUGCGUUACGCGCUGGAUAUCCAGAAGACGGGCAGCUUUUCUAAGAGAGAACCCGUAAGUAUGUCUUCUUUCUCUGCUGCAUCUGUGUUUGAAUCACACAUGCUCAGAGUCCCGCCCUCCGCGGGCAGGGCGCUCAGCUCGGCCCUGGGUCCCUCCGUGCCUGCGUUUCGGGGUCACCAGGCUCUGGGGACCGAUGGAGAAGUUGUAGUUUCCCAGACGCCUCUGACUCAGCUCAGGCAGCCUGUUGUCACCCUUCUCGUGGACGGAAUAACAUCGUGGUCCCAAAUGGGCCCCCUUGCUCCUGAGUCCACUCUGCAGUGAGCUCAAAGGGUCCCCCGAGAAGUCAGGUCUGCCUAGAACUGCACUACAGGACUUUAUUCGGAAACGGGGUCUCUGCAGAGGGACGGGUCUGAGAUGAGGUUCCUCCUGGACGGGGGUGGCCCUAAACCCAGGGACCGGUCCUUACAAGACACACAAGAGGAGAGACAGGGACACAGAGGAGAAGCCACGCAGAGACGGA